ACACCUUCAAUUACGUCCUUUUCAUUUCCGACAUGUCCUGGUGUCCAUGAAAGUCUGCCCCCACUACAAUCCUCUCCUGCUCUUCCAGUUCUUUAAAUUCAUGCAUAAUACUUGAUUUACUUUUAAAAUCUAACGAAAUAUGAAAUGUAAUCCGAGUUUCACCUUGAACAAUUUGCUAUAAAUGUAAAUGUUACAGGGUCAUGCAUCAUCCCUCCCUGCAAUUGUACGACACUUAAGCUAACAGUCUGCUGGGAAACAGUUAAACUUUGCUGCUGUUGCAAUUGUGGCCAUGGUUUUGGUAUUCAUUUGGAUAGUUGCAUCUAAUAAAUUUCCUUCAGAUGAUUUUCAGUUCAGGAAAACUGAAAUUGAAAAAAAAAAUUCAAAAUGCAGCCUUCCUAAGAGAAUUCUCAUGUGGACAACGCUAUGGGGAGAACAAAGCUUUGGAUGGGAGAAGAUAUUUUAUAGGCAGGUGUCAAGGCAGUGCGAAGAAAGUCGUUGUGAGUUGGUUUAUGACCAUCGUCUGCUAGACUCUGCUGAUGCUGUAAUUUUUCAUCCAAUUGAUCUCCAUCCUGAUUAUGUUCUUCCUGAAUACCAUCCACCCAAUCAGAUCUGGAUCUUCUUUACCUUAGAGGCUCCAGCAGCUGUUGUGGAGGAUCAACAUGUCAAUAUGAGUCGUCUGGGUGGUUUAUUUAAUUGGACAAUGACCUACAGGCAAGAUUCUGAUGUUGUUGUUCCAUAUGGCAAAGUCAUAUCCAAAGUCCUUCCCUCAAACCAUACUCCAAAAGUGAGAGACUAUUGGGCAGAGAAAAGCAAAACUAAGCUUGCAGCCUGGAUGGUAAGCCAUUGUGGAACACUUUCUCGUAGAGAAUGGUUUGUCAAGGAACUCGUUAAGUACAUGAGGGUAGAUGUUUUUGGUCGUUGUGGCUUCAAGAAAUGUGGGAAAAAUAUUUCUUUCAAAACACUGGGAACGUUUGAUCAGUAUAAAUGCAAUGCUGAAAUUGAAACAUACAUGUUCUAUUUUGCAUUUGAAAAUGCUAUAUGUGAUGAUUAUGUUACCGAGAAAUUCUUUGUGGCACUGCAGUUAAAUGUAGUACCAGUUGUGUUUGGUGGAGGGAAUUACGAAGACAUUGCUCCUCCAGACUCCUUCAUCAAUGCCCUAAAUUUUCCUUCCCCAAAAGCAUUGGCACAGUACUUGAAGAUGGUCUCUGAGAAUGCUGCAGUUUAUAACAAAUACCUAGAAUGGAAGAAUUACUAUGAUAUUGAGCUUGGACACCCAUUUAAUCCCCUCAUAUGUGAUCUUUGCACCAAACUACACAAUCAGUCAAGCCUGCAACCACCAGUUGUUACAAUGUCAAGUGCUGAAGCAGCUGGUAUAAUGUUUACUGUCAAGACUAGAGAUCAUACUGGCAGCUAUCCUGAUAUAGAGAGUUGGUUUGUCAAGGGUAGUGCUUGUCGAAGAUGGUGGGCAGGCCCCCAUGAUUAUCGGAAACAUUGGAAUUUAUGAAGCCUUUAAACUACAGCUGCUUUUGUUAAAUUUGGGGAUAUAUGAAAAACCUCUUACUUUCAUAUUUUUAAUACAAUUCAAAAUAAGUGUUUAUACAAAAAUAAAUAUCUUACAAUUUACAUGUAUAUUUGUUUUAGAAGAUAUAUUUGUUUAGAUGUGUGCACAUUGUUUUUGUUGAUGGGGCUGAGAGACAAUUUACGGUGAGUAGUUUAGAAUUAUUAUAAACUUAUAUAAGCCCACAGUAAGUGGAAUUAAAUAAUACCUGAAUUUU
Macrobrachium nipponense is the source of this 1775-nucleotide messenger RNA. Its product is annotated as alpha-(1,3)-fucosyltransferase C-like. Gene Ontology annotation, cellular component: membrane. NCBI's taxonomy places the organism in Eukaryota, Metazoa, Arthropoda, Malacostraca, Decapoda, Palaemonidae. Gene Ontology annotation, molecular function: fucosyltransferase activity. The transcript has 10 exons. The record is from RefSeq and is a predicted model, not a curated record. Bases 290 to 1504 code for a protein of 404 amino acids.